Drosophila virilis is the source of this 4132-nucleotide messenger RNA. The record is from RefSeq and is a predicted model, not a curated record. NCBI's taxonomy places the organism in Eukaryota, Metazoa, Arthropoda, Insecta, Diptera, Drosophilidae.
CCUGCUAAUUUUUAAUUUGUUUGUAAUGUUUACGCUACCUCCGUCUACAAAAUCGGUUUGCAAUAGUUCCAAGGGGUUUGGGCUAGGUAUUUCUAUUUUAUUGAGUACGUUUCCGGAUCGGAGAUGCUUCCUGCUGCUUGUUACAUACAUUGAUAGAAACUUUAUAAAGGCAACGCAGCCUGUUAAGGAAUUAGCCCCAUUAAACAUGAUUGAUAAUUUAAGCACAGAUAGGCUUCAGAUGUUCUCUCUUCUCGAUUUCAAUCAACAAGCCAAAAAACAUGCUGCCCCCCAACAUUGUCGCAGGAAUAAGCAUCCUUUCGACUAUCUCAAGACUACUUAGCUGAAUUGAUGACAACGCAUUAGGCCAGCCGGCAAAUUAAGCUGUUCUAAUGCGUAUGAAAUGGCAUUCGAAUCAACAAAAAGAAUAUGAUUCCCUAUUAAGCCCAGCAUCGAGCUGGGGGAUCAGGAGCCGUGUUUCAAUCGGCCGUAAAAAUUAUGCAUGUGGGAAAAGCAUAAAUUGUUGUAAGGCGAGGGAUGGCAAUUCGGCAAUUUUAUAGCUAAAUUUGGCCAUGAAAACAUUUAAAAUCGGCAGUUGCCAAGCUGAUUUAAAAAAGCAGGACUAGUUGAAUGUGUUCAGUUGAUUGAAUCUGUGAAGUUAUUAUUAUUGUUAUAAUUGAGCCCACAAAAGCACUCCACAAGGAAAAUGUUUUAUGCAUUUUCGAAGCCAACAACUUGGCCUUGAAACUAAGAUGCCUCCGUUUGCCUUUUGUGUUCCAAUUUGUGCUCAGUAAGCUAAUUUAGCUAUUUUCAGCUAUAUUUGACAUUAGAUUUAGCUACCUUUUAUUAAGGCCAAAGUCAAAAACACGGCACACUUAGGAAACGACACGUACAACUCGCAUCCUUCAGCUAUUUUGGCCUUCACUGCAGGGGAAGAGAGAUGGAGAGACGUAGAAAUUAUGUUGCAAAUAAAUACAUGUAUUAAAUAUUCGUUCGUGCCAAAAAUAAGUAACUGCAUGCAGUUUUCUGCCAUAAUUGGCAAUUUGCGUUCGUUUCCGACUAGUAUCUGUUGCUUACCUCUAAUAAGACUCGUUUGUGACAUCUGAAAUUCAUGGCUUGGUAUGGUACGACGACUGGCUUAUUGGCAGACGCAAGUGUCAUACAUAAGUAUAUUCGAGAGCAGCCGCUAUGGAAGUACAUAUAUAAUAGCCAAAGUUGAUAGAGGACUUGACUGGGAGACUACCUGAACCCAGCGGCAAGGUGUUGUUAUUCUACCUUACUUUAGUACACAAAGUCUUACACAUCGUUGCGGCCAUGCCUCCUGUUUCCUCUAGAGAACGUUUUAUCGAGAUGUGCAGAAGUGUCUUUAUCAGGUGUUCAUCUAAUAAAUAAAUGACCUUUGACCUCAUUGAAAAUGGCUGAGAACCAAAGAAAGGUCUAGCACGAUUGUGGGACAUCUGCAUACAUCUUAUAAAAUGAACACUUGAAACUCUUUGGAAAAGAGGCGUUUGCCAUUUAGCUCAUUAGUUAACUAAGCUCAUAACGGAUAUAAGGUGCUCAAGAUUUCCGCUAACAAAUAUUUUGUUUUGUCUGCUCGCCCGGAAACAGCAUUCGACGCCGAGUCGUCGCCGUUUCCGUUUCCGGCAGGUGCACGGAGACAAUUGGAAAACUGAGCAGAUGGUGCAGCAUUUAUUCUUUAAAACAGUUUACCUGGCUACCUUGCAACACAUUCAUAAAUUCACACCCCUUCACCUAACCAGCUCGCCUUCCCUUCCUGCUUCGAAACAGGUGGUGUGCGCGCGAGGACAGGUAAAUUUGCAUGCAGGGCUUUUGUUUUUGGCGACUGGAAACCAGCUCAGUGGGUAAAUGGGAACAACAUUCGCCGUUUUAUAAGUGCAAAUGCAAAUUGUUAGGCGCGUUGGCGACCACAACAAAUGUGGCCGCAAAGUAAUCAGAAAAAAAAAAACAAGAGCGCUUGAGUCGGGCGUGCCCGACUAGGAUAUACCCUGAAUACGGGGUACAAGCAUUCACUCACACAACCUACACAAUAAAAUUGGUUAAAAUACGUCUCAAAAUUAAUAUUAGACCAUAUAAUUAAAUUGGGACGAUUUACCACAAAUAGAAUUUGUAUAUCAAAUUUAAAGUCUCAAGGUUUUCCCAGCUUAAUUUUCCCAUUUUCAUUUAGAUGAUAAAGUUGUUAGUCUCAAAUGAAAUCACUUAAAGAAAUAUAAUUCUGUACAUUUUGGAGGUUGGAAGAGGUCAUCGAUAGUCAGACUGCCAAAUUUGCCGAACUUCGCUCUACAUUGUUGGAAAAUAUGAAUUUUAUGAGCGAGCUCAAGGACUCAAGACGCAUAUUGGACAAGACCCAAUAUACUAUUUAUUACUUUUAAAACAGAGUAUGCAAAAUUAUCUAGCUCCACCUACAAAAACAAAAAUACGAACUAUAUUUGGCACACCGAAGCUAUAAUGCCCUUAUGGCCUGAUGGACUUGCAGAUAUCUGAGGAGAACUGAGAGGAGCUGAGUUUAGUAAAGAUAUAUUGAAUCCCAAUUUUCAAUCGAUUAUAUAUAAAGAGCUGCUGUUGAUGUGGUAGACGACACUGGGUAGACUCUAACUAGAUUUGCUUUUUUUUUUUUAACAUCCUAUUGAGAGUUUUCUAGCAUCGAAAUGGGGCACAGUUUUAUGACUGGCCAAAUUUAGCUUAAAUUGUUAGUGCAAGAGCUUCCAAAAAAUAUGUAUAUUCUCUCUUCUCUUCCUCUUCUAUCUCCUAUCUUAUCGAUCCUCCUUAAAAUUUAGAUGGCUUUCGAAUAUAAUUUCAGUGUUGUACACUGGUUAGUAUAAUAAAAGCAGCGUAACACAACACUGCUUGUCAAAGCUAUGUAUUUGAAUCUCUAUGACUUGCGCAUGUUUUAGUCUCAAUAUGGCUGCGCUGGAAUUGGGUAACAAAUCAAAGAAAAAGGAUGACAAACUCAACAAGUUUAUCUGCCCCAUCACGUACACGAGCCAGCUGCCCGACCCGACUGUGGGCUGCAAAUUUCUGCCGUGUGGCAAAACUUUGCUAGACUUUACCACAGAGCCAGUAUCCUUUCCGCAGCUGGAAACCCAGUUUAGCUAUCAGUUUAAGGGGCUGCAGCUGCUGUUCGAUAUCGAUCUGGUUAACCCAAGUGUUUACGCGCACAGCAGCGCGGAGCCAAUGGAAAUGGACCCCAAGGAUGCCGCCUUACUCGCGGAUAUCGAGGCGCUGCACAUUAACAAUCAAAAGCCAAAGGCGCUGCAUAGUUUUCCGACCCGCGCCCAGGAGUGCCGUGAGCUAUUUGCCAAGGAGCGAACCGCUGUGCCUCGGCCACGGGCGGGACUUCAACGGCUGCAGCCGGAGCCCGAGCAUCUGGAGCUCGAGUCCUUCAGUCUGGAGCAGCAGAAGCAGAUCGUUCAACAAACAUUUGUUGAUAUUGAGAAGCCUCUGGGCUGCCAUCCCACAAAGUCGGCAAGUACCGCACGACCCGUCGCCCAGCUGCCCAUUUUUCCUGAAGCCAACUACGCCCAAUAUGAGCACGAACUCGUCCAGGUCCAGUUUGGUAUUCCGCCCAGCGGCAAUAGCAACGGGCUGCUCAAGGACUGCGGCAACUAUUUGAUCAACUUUAAGGUAAAGCCCGAGCCGCUCUUCAAGCAGAUUCAGCAUACCUCUGGCCAGAGCCUGGUGACCUACCUCGCCGAGGAGCGCUACAAGGAGGAGCGCACGGCGGACAGCGCCGACCGCGGGGAACGCUUUAUGCUGCGGGAGAAAGAUGGCAGCAUCUACUACCAAGCUGUCAGUAAGCACAUCAAGUUGCGCAAGGAGCGACCAAGUCCACAGGCUACGGCCAACGUCUGUCUGCUGCAGAUCAAGCGCACCAAGGAUACUCCUCAACAACCUAGCUCCGGAACCAAGAAGUAGUCUUUUUUUUAGCUUCACUCAGUGGAAUCUUUAUUGAGAGUUUGAAUAAGUAAUGAAUAUAACUGGCAUUAUAAUUUUGGUAUUAUAAUCUAGUUAGUGAGGUCCGAUGUUGUACAACUAAUAAAUAAUGAAGAUAUCGAUCCUAUAGCAGCUAUACGAUUUGAUGCUUCUAUCCGCCCGGUUUUUACUGCCUUAAACAAAA